Messenger RNA from Poecilia reticulata (guppy), 2920 nucleotides. The record is from RefSeq and is a predicted model, not a curated record. Lineage: Eukaryota; Metazoa; Chordata; Actinopteri; Cyprinodontiformes; Poeciliidae.
AGCUUGUCAAACUGUGGCUAGUCAGACAUGAAGAAGCUGUGGUUGCUGCUGCUUGGAGCGAUGUUCUGUCUGUGUGUGUCCGUUGCAGCGGACGCACAGCUUGACCUGCAGGGAGACACGACGAUACCAGAGAAGGAAGGCAUUUUACAACUUGAAAAGGGGAACUUCAAAAGGGCUUUGAGAAAACACAAGCAGCUGUUGGUGCACUUCUACACUCCGCUGACAUCAGAAGGUCAUCGUGUUGCAGCUGCAUUCGAAGCUGCUGCUGCAGAGCUUCAGGGGUCAGAAGUCAAGCUGGCAGUCAUUGAUGUGACAAAGGAAAAAGAGUUGGUGAAAAAGCUCCAUGUGAGCGGACAGCCCAGCAUCAGACUCUACCUGUCUGGAGAUGUAACCAACCCAGCUCUCUGCCCUGUUCCUCAGAGUUCAGCUUCCAUCUUGACCUGGCUGCAGAGGAGGGCGGGGACAUUUGCUGAUCUCAUUGUGGAUCUGAACCAAUUAGAGGCCAUAGACGAUCUAAUGGUGGUUGGUUUCUUCAAGGAGCUGAACCAUGAGUUGGUUCAGGUGUUUUACGCUGCAGCCAUCGACCUCCCUGACAUCCGCUUUGCUGUGACGCAGGAUGAUGAAGUCAUCAGCAAAUAUACCGUCACUCAGGAUGUUGUUCUGCUGCUCAAAAAAACUCAGCUCAUUCAGACGUACAGAAUGAAGCCAGAAACACCUAAAGAGGAGCUGGUAGUUUUCAUCUCUGUCUACCAGAUGGAUCCAGUUACUGAAUACAACGGCCAGACAGCCUCACAGAUCCUAGGUUCACCUGUGUUAAACCACGCCCUGCUCUUUGUCAACAAAAGCUCUGAGGACUUUAGAGAGAUUUUCUCUGCUUUCCACAACGCUGCAGAGGCAUUUAGGCUGAAGAUCCUGUUUGUCUUGGUGAACGUGGAUGAACAUCGUAACGGCAGACUCAUGGAGUACUUCCGGGUGCGGCACUUUGACGCUCCUCACAUCCGACUGGUAAAUCUGACAGAUCAAAUAACCUACCAAAUGCUUUCUGAGACUUUGGAUGAAGGGAGCAUAAAACAGUUCUGCCAGUCCUACCUCGAAGGCAAGGCUAAGCCCAAGUUGAUGAGUGAGCCUAUUCCUGAAAGGUGGGACCAGAGACCCGUUAAGGAGCUGGUAGGAGUGACUCUGGAGAAAGUAGCCUUCAACCCCAACAAGACUGUUUUUGUCUUGUUUUAUCUGGCAUACAGUGAAAUGUCCCGUGCCUUGUUUCCACUGUGGGAGGAACUGGCUGAAGCCGUCAAGGAUUGGGAAGAUGUGGUCAUUGCUCAAAUCGACGCCUCAACCAAUGAUAUCAACAUGUCAAUGCAGGGUUCCUACCCAUCCCUCUGCCUGUUUCCUGCUUUGUACGCUGAGAGGGUGGUGGUUUAUACUGGGAAAAGGAACAUAAAAGACUUGGUUAGGUUUAUGGAUAAAGAAAUGAGAAAGGCCAAAAGAGACAGAGUUAAGGAGGAUGAAGACAGGAGGAAGUACAUUGAUACACUCAAGACAGAGGAAGCAAAAAAAACCAAAUCCAAAGAUGAGCUUUGAUACAGCAAAUCAAAGUAGUAUGUCUGUAUGUCAUUUGCCUUUUAAUAAUUUUUUUUAAACAUGUUUUUUUUUACUUGAACCAUAUUCCUGUGAAAAAGUAUUUGCUACCUUGUAGAUGAUCUCUAUAUAUAGAGACUCACACCUUGUUUGAGCAAAUCAUUUCCAUAUAUUAUUACAUUUUCUUAACAUCUAAAUCAAGCUUAGAAAUUGUUAAAUCAAGAAUGAAAUGCAAAUUAUCACAUUUUCUAUUCAUUUUCACUGGGUACCCUUAUUACUGCCAGACCUGUAGAAUCAGAAAAUCUUAAGUGCUAGGGUUGGUCGUGGGUCCGACUCACGGUAGAGUUUAAUGAAGUAGGUUAAAAGAUUUUCAAUGAUCCAAUUCUUCAAUGAUCUGAUUGAAGAACUUUCACAAACAGAUAUUUUCAUGCAUGACCAGGUUGUUUGGAUCCUUUAAUAAAUGUAAUUGUUUUUGAAAACUAUGCUUUUAUCAUGGUUUUUUGCUAUGCUUUUGACCCACAUGCAGAACACUUGCAAGAGUCAUUGAGAAAAUGUUAACUUUACUGAAUAAUCAAUGAAUAACAAAUGUGCAUCUUUGUCCGGGAGCCUGGUGGUGCAGGGUGAACGAGAACACUGAAAACAGAAUAGAUGAAUGGUGAGUAACAGUUACUGAAGAAUGUGUUAUUGAAUGGCACUCUUACUGAUGGAGAUAGAGGCAAGUCUGACUGGGGGGGAAGUGAUUGGAUUCCAGGGUUCAAGUCCUUGUGUUGUGUUAAGCCAGAGUUGUGCAACACUGGGAGCUGGGGAUCCAUGGAGCUGUCUGGUGGAGGUCACUGGAUGUGUUGGAGGAUAAACAGGAUACGCGGCACAGGCUUGAAGAAGGAGGAGCAAGACGUUGCCAGUCAUGGUGUUUGAACUUCACAGAGUGUCUUGAGAGCACAAGGAUAAACCAAGGCAGCACAGAGCACUGCUGAGAAGACCUUUAAAGGAGAUGGAGAUGGGACAUCUGAAUCCAGGCUUCGAGGCGUGUACAGAGUAAAAAGGGGUUGUGUCAGAUGACACCUCACUUCAAUGCUUGUGUUGUCUUGCUGAAAACCACGUGACUGACACCACAUUAUGACUCGUAUUACGUGGGACACAUAACUGCUUCUUUUUGCAUGUCGGUUUUCAAUAUAAAAGCACGAUUGGCCGUGCUGCUUCAUGGGUUGUAGGUAAUUUGGUCGCUCAUCAGAGGAACAGAGGAGAGUAUUUGUCAUCAGCAGUGAAUGAAAUACAAGGAACACCAACCAACAUAUUGUACAAUGAUGAUGGCACUCAUCAAAUGUAAUAUUUACUGGUUUUC